UCUUAUAAACCGGUGAUUGCUGAGCAUAAACAAUCUGUAUAGUACAAAGACAUUCAGUUUAAAAAUAUCAGUUUUAUUAGCAGCUAUGGAAGGCAUAUAUCAUCCUUCAAUGGAGUUGUGCACAUCUGGGAGAAAGCUCAUUACUAGUGUGAAUUAUGAACAUGACAUCUGCAUCAUGACAGUUCUACUAUCUACCUAAACAGUACCACAAUCUGGAGACCAAGUAUUCAAGUACCUAAGUCAAAUCAGAGACAUUUUGUAUUCAAACUACUAAAGCCCCCUGAAUCCUUGUCCUGUGCCAUGCUAUCUUGAACUGUCCAGGAAGAGCUGGAAACUGUAGACAGUUGAGUGAGUAAAAGCGUUCUGGCCCCACUCCAAAAGAGGUGAAGUUCCAGAUGACUGCAGCAUGAACACAUAGAUUUGUUUUGGAAAAGAAAAAGCAGAAAACACAACUUAUCUUUGAGUUAAUGGAGAAGUAUGUUACCGGCUACCCACACCAGUUUAAGGCGGAACCCUCUGCACUUCCACCUCAUUGCUGAUUCUAUUGCUGAGCAGAUCCUGGCUACGCUCUUCCAGACCUGGAUGGUACCUGCAGUGCAAGUAGACUUCUAUAAUGCUGAUGAACUCAAGUCUGAAGUGUCCUGGAUUCCCAACAAACAUUAUUCUGGGAUUUAUGGCCUGAUGAAGCUGGUUUUGACCAAGACUCUACCUGCCAACCUAGAGAGAGUCAUUGUCCUAGACACUGACAUAACCUUUGCAACAGACAUUGCAGAGCUGUGGGCCGUGUUCCAUAAGUUCAAAGGGCAACAGGUCCUGGGCUUGGUAGAAAACCAGAGUGACUGGUAUCUUGGAAAUCUCUGGAAAAACCACCGUCCAUGGCCAGCCCUUGGAAGGGGCUAUAACACAGGAGUCAUAUUACUGCUUCUAGACAAGCUUCGGAAGAUGAAAUGGGAGCAGAUGUGGAGGCUGACAGCAGAGAGGGAACUCAUGGGCAUGCUGUCAACCUCCUUGGCUGACCAGGAUAUUUUCAAUGCUGUUAUCAAACAAAACCCCUUUCUGGUGUAUCAGCUUCCCUGCUUCUGGAAUGUGCAGCUGUCAGACCAUACCCGCUCUGAACAAUGCUACAGAGAUGUGUCUGAUUUAAAGGUCAUCCACUGGAACUCCCCCAAGAAGCUCCGUGUGAAGAACAAACAUGUGGAAUUCUUCCGCAACCUCUACCUGACCUUCUUGGAGUAUGAUGGCAAUCUCCUGCGGCGGGAGCUGUUUGGAUGCCCCAGUGAGACUGAUGUCAACAGUGAAAAUCUUCAGAAGCAGCUGUCUGAGCUGGAUGAGGAUGACUUGUGUUAUGAGUUCCGGCGAGAGCGCUUCACUGUCCACAGAACCCACCUGUACUUCCUGCACUACGAGUUCGAGCCUUCUGCUGACAAUACAGACGUUACCCUUGUUGCUCAGCUCUCCAUGGACAGACUACAGAUGCUGGAGGCCAUCUGUAAACACUGGGAGGGACCCAUCAGUCUGGCCCUCUACCUGUCGGAUGCAGAAGCCCAGCAGUUCCUCCGCUAUGCCCAGGGAUCCGAGGUGCUCAUGAGCCGGCAGAAUGUGGGAUACCACAUCGUGUACAAGGAGGGUCAGUUCUAUCCUGUCAAUCUCCUGCGCAACGUGGCUAUGAAGCAUAUCAGCACACCCUACAUGUUCUUAUCUGACAUUGACUUCCUGCCUAUGUAUGGGCUCUAUGAGUACCUCAGGAAGUCUGUCAUCCAGCUUGACCUUGCCAAUACCAAGAAAGCAAUGAUUGUCCCAGCAUUUGAGACACUGCGCUACCGACUCUCUUUCCCCAAGUCAAAAGCAGAACUGCUGUCAAUGUUGGACAUGGGGACCCUAUUCACAUUCAGGUAUCACGUAUGGACUAAAGGCCACGCACCUACAAACUUUGCCAAGUGGCGGACUGCCACCACGCCUUACCAGGUUGAGUGGGAGGCUGAUUUUGAGCCAUAUGUUGUUGUGAGACGAGACUGCCCUGAGUAUGAUCGAAGAUUUGUGGGAUUUGGCUGGAACAAAGUGGCUCACAUCAUGGAAUUGGAUGCACAGGAGUAUGAGUUCACCGUGUUGCCCAAUGCCUACAUGAUCCACAUGCCCCAUGCCCCUAGUUUCGACAUCACUAAGUUCCGUUCCAACAAGCAAUAUCGCAUCUGUCUCAAAACCCUGAAGGAAGAAUUUCAACAGGACAUGUCCCGACGAUAUGGCUUUGCUGCCUUGAAAUAUCUCACGGCUGAGAACAAUAGCUAGCACUACGAAGGCCACCACUAGGAAGAGACAUGCCACAAGGGAAGAGCCACUUUCUGCCUGGGGCCCAGCCUUUGAAGACAAAAUCCAACACUGCUUUUCUUUGGUUUGUUUCCCUUUGUCUCUUUGGCCCCACAAAGCUACUCUCUUCUGAAAUCUUGAAUAGAGACCCAGUCCACCAUGGGUGCUUCCAGGAUGGAACAUAGAAGAGUGAAGCAAAUGAAGAGUUUAACAACUUACCACAAAGCUACAGACCAAGUCAGUUUCUGGAUGUUCCCAUUGCGUUUUUAACAGUUAUGAGUCAAACUUAGCUGUUGAGGAUGUAAGAGCAAUAAAGUUCCCUACAGUGGAAAUUUAACCUGCCACCUAGCUGGGUAACCAUGUGGAUAGCAACACAAGGACCCAAACAAACAUUUGGAGACUCUCAUAGGGACAUUAUACAUGCAGAGACCUGGAGGAGGGAUGAAUUGGUUAUUAUUUUCAAAAUCACUCUUGUUUUGUUUUGAGUUGUUCGAAUUUGUGGGAUUUUGUUCAUUUUGAUAUAGGAAACCAAGAUUUUAAAAUAUUUAAUCCUUAAAGCUCUAAAAGAAAAAAAUCAACUCCCUCAAUCAACACUCCUCAACAGCAGUGGCCCUGCAAAGACAAGCAUCCUUGAAGAAUGUUCAUGUGUGGACAGCUUCCUUCAUGAUGAACACAGAGAUCACCUGAUUCCAAGUUUCCAGUCUCUAGAUCCAGGGCUAUGACAGGGGCUACAGAAAUAUGAGACCAAAUACUAUAUGCAAGUCACAUUUUCUAUGGACCAUCACCAAGUCACAAGGAAAGGGCUUCAUGGAACUACUUCAGCAUUCACAGAAGGUAUGAUUCCCUUCUCAGGCCUUUAGAAGAACUUGGACAGUUCACAGAAGUCCAAUUUGAACUCUCAUAUGACUACACUGAAGCCACUGGAAGAAAUGGGUCAGGUAUCUCUGUGUUCUUCCCUGCCUCACUGUUGAAAGUGAGGAAGCUGAUGAACUUAGUUUUCCCUCAGGACCUGUCCGAGUGUUGGCACACACCUCUUCAUUGUGCAUAUGGAAGAAACACUGGACCCAUUUUCUUUACUCUUCACUAUUAAUGUUGUGUUUACAUUGAUGAGAACAAGAGUUAAUGGCAUACCCUAUACUGGGCUGUUUGUAUUGAGUUGCCAUGUGACCAGCAAAAGCUGGAUUCAAUAAAUGAAAUUCUUCCUCUUCUCUCUCC
Grammomys surdaster is the source of this 3519-nucleotide messenger RNA. RefSeq names its product LARGE xylosyl- and glucuronyltransferase 1 (gene Large1). Gene Ontology annotation, molecular function: xylosyltransferase activity; glucuronosyltransferase activity. Gene Ontology annotation, biological process: protein O-linked glycosylation via mannose. The transcript has 13 exons. The record is from RefSeq and is a predicted model, not a curated record. Lineage: Eukaryota; Metazoa; Chordata; Mammalia; Rodentia; Muridae. Bases 478 to 2286 code for a protein of 602 amino acids.